GAACCGAUCAAAGCAACUUUCGUUGCUUUGUGAUUGUUUUUGUGAUAUUUGCAGCAUUUCAUUUUUUUGAAUCAACGAUUUUUUGCUGAUUACUUCUUUGCAAUCAACUUCGCACGAAUUGAUACAAUUUCAUUGUGUAUCAAAUUUCUCCGAGAAUUGAUUACUUGACAGUUCUUUUUCGCAAAAUUUCGAAAUAUGACAAACAGCCUUUUUUUUAUUAAUAAGGAUAUUUUGGCUCAAACGCUAUCAUUAACUACGCCGUUGGCUGAUACAAAACAGAUUCAUAAUAGUCGGGUAGUCCGGUUAUCGUAGCGGAAUGAUGAGGGAAGGGAUGACAUUGCUCCGACAGUAGGGGACAGUGCCGGAUAACGAGUUUUAAGUUGCCCUUAUUGGAUCCAAAUGAGACAUUUAGAUUUUUAAAUAUUAUAUAAUCUCUUGUUUCGUGGAUUAUGAUCCACGAAUUUUAUCCAGUGAAGGAUUGCACAUGCUUGUUAAUAUCAGUUUGUUCUUAUGAAAAGCAGUAAUUAUGUGUGUUGUGAGAACGGAAAUUAAAACUCUUAUCGCGUUUAUUUAAAUUAUGAAUUGUAUCUUCAAGCAAUAAGAAAGAUGCGACAUAUUUUAUGUCUCUUACAUGUAUAGUUUUAUACAAAUAUAGAAAAAUAUAUAUUUUUCAAGAUAAAAUUAAAAUAUAGAUUUAUAUGUAUAUAUCAACAUCCCAUGUUAUCUAUUAAUUGAAUAGAAUUCAUAAGUUAUGUAGAAAGAGAAAGAAUAAAUAUUUAACUAAAAUAUUAAAGACUUAAAGAAACAUAUCUUUUUAUAUUAGUAGAAACGUAAGACUCUUAUCGGAUUUUUUAAACAGCGUUACUCUCUCUGCUCCAUUCUUUUAACUCCGAAUUUUAUCGCGUCGAUGGAUUGUGCCGGUACUGGCGUGGGUUCCUGGAGAACCGCUUACAAUUCGUAGCUUUCUCCCGAUGCGACCAGUCUCGAUGCGGCCGCCUUUCGAGUCUUCCGGUCGAGGGAACACGUCCUCUGGAACAUGCACAAAUUAGUCAUGUCGACAAGCAGCGAUAUACAUCGCAAAUUCGGAAUAUGCUGUUAAAAGUGAAAAAAAUGAAUUAAAUCGCGGAUGUGCUCGUGGAAAAUUUCAAGUGGUUCAUUCCGUGAUUCUGCAUUGGAAAUGUCGGGAAUUUGAGGAAAAAGAUGGGAAGAGUGAUCGAAAAUGAUUAAGAAUAGUUAAAAAAUCGUGUGAUUGUAAUUAUUGAAAAACUUCCCAAAGUUUCAAGUCUAAAUAUAUUAUUUCCCGAGAACAAUUGUUGCCAUUGUGAAGAAAUAUUAUGUGAUUGAAGCGCGCGUGUACCAUCCACGGAACAUCGGUUGUGUCGCCAACCAUUUUGAAAUUUUUCAAGAAAGUAAAAGAGACUUUGUAGAUUAAAAAAUACGGUUUUGACAAUACUCAUUAGAUUUGAAACUAAUUAAUUACAGAUCUCAAUUUAUUGUAGUUCCUAUUGUAUUAAAAAUUAUUAUUUUUUAUUAGAGUUAUUUUAUUGAAUUUACAAUUUUGUGGAUUUUUUAAAAGAUUGCAAAUCAGCUACUUAUUAUAUCAUUCUGGUUCACGCUUUAUUCAACGAUAUUUUAAAGUUCAAGAACUAUCCGCUACAACAAUUAUUCAGAUUUCACCGUGAUAAAUAAUCUCGUUAUACAGUAAAUCCUGUUGAACUGAAUAUCAUUACACUGACGAUGAUCCGCUAUACCUGGUACUCGAUCUUCGAGCUACGUGAUCGAGUCUUUGUGCGAUAGCUUCUUCGGAGUGCUAUAAGAAGUGAUGUGCGGCUUGUGUGCUUAACUUGGCAGUGAAUUUUGUAAAAGACGAACUAUCUCCGACAUUUUGACACGGAUUAAGGAUUACUUUCGCAAACAACGCCUUUCGGAUAAGCGUAUAUGGCCGAUGCGCGACUGGAAUGGCAGAAAAGUUGCGCGAGGCGGCUGCUCGUGGCGACGUUGCUCGAGUCACACGCUUGCUCGAUGAAAAUGUUAAACCGUUACCCGACGAGAAUGGCCGGGGGCCCCUGUUGCUGGCCGCGGCAGGUGGUCACGUGGAAGUGUGCGAGACCCUGUUACUGCAGGGCGUCGACGUUAGUGCCGCAGACGAUCAUGGAAACUCGGCGCUACACGAGGCAUCAUGGCGCGGAUACAGUCGAACCGUGGCGGUUCUGGCAAAGGCCCUCGGGACCCAGCGGGCCCCUCUGCAUGCCAGGAAUCUCGCCGGAUUUGCACCGCUUCACCUCGCCUGUCAAAACGGCCAUAAUCAAAGCUGUCGAGAGCUCCUCCUAGCCGGCAGCAAUCCCGAUCUUCAGAAUAACUAUGGCGAUACGCCACUUCAUACUUCGGCACGUUACGGCCAUGCCGGUGUAACGCGUAUACUAAUUUCAGCCCUGUGCAGGGUAUCUGAUCAGAACAAAAACGGCGACACCGCCUUGCAUAUAGCCGCUGCGAUGGGUCGCCGGAAGUUGACGCGAAUCCUCCUGGAAGCCGGUUGCGAUCGAAGUCUGCGAAACAAACAAGGUGAAACAGCAAAGGAUAUCGCCCGCCGUAAGAAUCACACCGAAAUUCUCGAGAUUAUCUCCAAGGCUCGCGGUAAAAGCCGAAUGCGUAGCAAAAGCUGCGAAAGAGACUUAGUAGACGGCAAGAUAGAUAACGAUAAGGCAAUAAAUAAAAAGCGAGAAAAGACUGGAAGUGGUACGAGUGGUGGCGGAAGCAACUCAAAGAAAGAUCGAAAGAAACACAAGCCCAGCAACAAGCAGCACAAGGUCCGUUUUGAAAAGGCUAUCAUGGGCCGACAAUGGUCGCCUUAUGGCUGUCACUACUACCCUGAUCCGGAAGCGUUCCCUCAACCCCGUCUGGACUCCUUGCCAGCUGACCCUUUAGGACGAGGCGAGCAGUAUUACUUGGAUCUAGCGGGUAAUAUUAGAAAAGGUCCGGUGGGCGUGGGAUAUACGUGCUAUUGCGCGCCAUUUUUCCGUCAUAUGGAAGCAAAACUGGAACGAGACAAGGCCGAGUUAAAAGCACACAUCGAUCAGGCUCACGAAAAGCUGGAUCUGAAGGUGGCCAAUCUGGAAAGGAGAACCAGGGGACAGAUCUCAGAACUGACACGAUGCGUUCAGGAAGAACGGUCCAGAUGCGACGAGAGGUACUCGCACUUUCAGCGAUACUUGCAGCGAGGUGGAAGAGAUAGAUACAGCGAAAGGCCGAUGAAAACCAAUUACUAUCAGUCGGAGAUGGUGAUACCGGCUAGAACGAGAUCACUGGAAGAUCUGUUGGAUGAUCGGCCGCAGGAUCGUAGUUUCGAAAUUCCGGGGGAAACGCCGAUUCAUCGCGGAAGUUUGGAUGAUCUUGAUAUACCGGCCAUACCUAGACUUAGCACAUCCAUGAGAGAUCUACCUUCGAGAUCUGGAACGGCUAGAUCGGCGCUUAGAGUGUUGGACAUUCCUCCGAGAUUGAACGAAACAUUCGACGGGGUCAUUCGACAGGGUGGAAUCUCGCCCUUAGACGCAGCACCGACGGAAUCAUCUUCUAUGGAAGGAAGGCAUCAACAAAGGGAUUGCGCAUCGUAUGAUAUGCAUGGCAUGGCCGUGGAUAAUAAUAAUACUCGAAAUAUCGGCGAUGGAAAUACGAUGGAAUGGAAUGGUGAUCGUCGCAGCGUCCACGAGAUAAUUAAGCGAUUUCAGCAAGUACCUGAUAUGCAUAAUGGCUGGCAAAGGAUUCGCUCCAGAAGUAACGAACAGGCUAAUUUGGAUGAAUAUACUAAGUGCUCACAAAAUCAGAGAGUGCAUUCUCAAGAUAAUGACAGCGAAAGUAGCGAAGGGGAAGGCGAUGACACCGAACAACCCGAGGCAUACAAAGGAGCGAACUGUAUAAAAGGUAUUCCCGAAGACAUGCACUACGAUAGUAUCGCGAGAAUGCCCUACAGAUCACGCAACCCGGUAUACAGUCCGACACCGCCUCUGCACGAUACCCAUAAUGAUUCUGGAUACAGUACUCGUAUGUACGGCUCCAGCAAAGGCGCAUCGCCUUCCUUAUCAGGUCAACUAGAAUGUGACGUGAUUCUACCACCUUCGACGGGGUCAUUCACGAACGGGGAACAACUCGCCGCUUUGUUGGAGCAGCCAAGAGGGCACGAUCUAACAGUUUAUGAGCGAAAUGCUGAUAAUGUCGUAAUUAACAUCGGUACCGCCAGUCUGGUUUAGCGCUGCUGAAACCAUAUAACUCUUCAACCGAAAAUGAAAUAAUUUUUAAAAUAUAUAAAAUAUAUGUAGUUAUGUUACACACAUUGUACAUAUAUAAAAUAUAUACAUAGGCUGCUCUAGAGAUGUUAAAGCAAUGACCGUUUUGCUGUUAAUAUCAUCGUUAUAAGUGUCAUAUCCGUCCGCAUUGCCAUAAUUUUAUUUUACACAGAAAUAGAAAUAAAUAUUAUAAAAUGAGAGCAACAAUAUAUUUAUUAUUUCUGUAAAAUAUGUGAAUUUUGUCUCUCCAUAAUAAAAAAAUCUAUGAAAUGCGCGAAGUGUGUUUGAAUCACAUUUCUUGAAUCUAUUGUUACCCUUUUCCCGCAUGUCUGAUCGGUGGUCGAUGAUGUAAGUCGAGUGAAUGUUAGUGUUUUGUGUAACACUCCACGAAAUUCAAAAGAAAUUCUUAACAGUUUUACGGUCAAACCAAUAUUGCAAAAAUAUCUUGAUUUUUCGUAUAAUAUUUUGCGAAAACCUGACAGUAUAUC
Formica exsecta is the source of this 4768-nucleotide messenger RNA. RefSeq names its product ankyrin repeat domain-containing protein 6 (gene dgo). Lineage: Eukaryota; Metazoa; Arthropoda; Insecta; Hymenoptera; Formicidae. Bases 1959 to 4244 code for a protein of 761 amino acids. Gene Ontology annotation, molecular function: protein binding. The transcript has 11 exons. The record is from RefSeq and is a predicted model, not a curated record.